CUCGAUUUGCUCCGCUCCUCCAGCUGGUAUCAAAACAAAUAUUUUUCUGCUUGCAAAAGUUCCGUUUUGUACUUUGAACAAUGUCUUUGACUGCAUUACGGAAACUGCCCCUUCGUGUCGCCGGCCAUUCAUAUACAUCGGCACGAUCGCUCGUCUCAAAAGCUCAACCGAAUCAUGCCGAAGUAAAUGAACACAAAACGAUCGAUUUGGUGCCACCCUCUUCGAAGCAUGAAAACUCAAUUGAAGUGUUUGAAGAACCCAAACGGUUAAAAGCAACACACGACAUUCCAGUUUGCAACUUGCAAAUGCGCGGAUACCUGCCCCAGCAACUCGACUUUUACGCCGAUUUUGCACAGCGUGCAGCAUACCAUCUGGGCAUGCCGUGCACGGGAACCAUCCGACUACCAACACAGACUUCACGCUGGACGGUGAUUCGAUCACCUUUCGUCCACAAGAAGUCGCAGGAAAACUUUGAGCGCAAGACACACAAGCGACUGUUGCAAAUCAAGGAUGCGCAUCCAGACGUUGUCCAGCGGUGGCUCCGCUAUUUGACAAUGAACGCUCCCGCUGGUAUCGGUUUGCGUGCCACCACCUGGGAGUUCGAACAGCUCGAGUCGAAGUAAACGACGUUUCAACCACAACCACAACAACAACAAUUCUCGCUACACUCUCCUUAUGCAACCUACACCACAUCACAUCAGUCGCAACACCACACGCCGAGCAACACACUUAUUAGAAUUCAAAAAAUGAAAAAUGUAAUAAAUGAGAAAAAGAGAGACCCGCAGUGCGAAUAAAGUCGGGGGUAUUGUAUGAAUUAGAAAUAGUAUGAUUUUGCUGCUGUUGCCACCCAUGUGUUUUGUCUCAUCAUUACUCUG
Messenger RNA from Zychaea mexicana, 875 nucleotides. Its product is annotated as ribosomal protein S10 domain-containing protein. Gene Ontology annotation, cellular component: small ribosomal subunit; mitochondrion; ribosome. The record is from RefSeq and is a predicted model, not a curated record. The transcript is spliced from 4 exons. Gene Ontology annotation, biological process: translation. The coding region runs from base 81 to 623 and encodes 180 amino acids. Gene Ontology annotation, molecular function: structural constituent of ribosome. Lineage: Eukaryota; Fungi; Mucoromycota; Mucoromycetes; Mucorales; Lichtheimiaceae.